Molecule: messenger RNA, 4947 nt
Organism: Ceratitis capitata (Mediterranean fruit fly)
Lineage: Eukaryota; Metazoa; Arthropoda; Insecta; Diptera; Tephritidae
Product: titin-like
Exons: 2
Coding region: 1-4662 (1553 amino acids)
Biological process (GO): establishment of mitotic sister chromatid cohesion; regulation of gene expression; replication-born double-strand break repair via sister chromatid exchange
Cellular component (GO): Scc2-Scc4 cohesin loading complex
Molecular function (GO): chromatin binding
Source: RefSeq, a predicted model, not a curated record
AUGAAGUCGUUGACCUUGCAUUCGAUUAUAUUACUUCCGUUGCUGGCGUUGUUAUUGUUGUCGUUGUUAUCGACGCAACACGCAAGUGCUGAAGAGUUACAGCCAAAUAAAAUGGCUGCAGCAGGUGUGCCACCAGCGGAGGUAGAUAAGCCAACUUCCGCGCGCAUCAAUAGGCUGCGUUCGACAUCAACAACAACACAACAGCCGCCGUCAUUGCGUGCGCCGCGGCCCAUGCGCACACCAAGACCCACAACCGUCAUGACACAUCCGACAAGAAGACCGACAACAACAACAACAUUGCCACACUCUACAACUAAACCAGUUACACAUAACUCAAGCAAACAGCCGGCAAACGCACGCGGUGCUCGUCGUUUGGCGUCGCACUCCAAAGAGAAUAUCGCUACGGCAUCGCCUAUUGCGCGCCGCACAACGCGCGCCGCCACCGAUGGCAGCUUGGUGGCGAAUGUGCGCCAAAAUCGAAGCUACCUGAGCGCGGCGGCGACGCAAGGUUUCCAAAAUAGCAACGUUGCGGCGACGGCUGGUAGGAGUGUACAUGGCGCUGGCAAGACAGACACACAACAAAUUGACGGCGGCCAAAUAAAGCGGGUGACACAAAAGACAAACAACAAUAAAAACAACAUCAAUGCAUAUAGACAACAACAGCAACAAGGUAGCAGCAAUAACAAUUAUCGAAAUGUCAGCGUGAAUGGAGGGCGCACGAGCGCGACUACAACUAAACCGCCAUCAACAGCUUCAUCAUCAGUGCCGCCACCGCCGACGCCGCCAAAUGUUGUGACGUCAACAACGACAUCGCUCUCCGCCACUAGCGGUGCUAUACGUACAACAUCAUCAAUAGCUACCACGCCAUCGCCGACAAACAAUGCGAUGACGAAUCAUCAGCACAACCACCAGACGCCACCAUCACCAUCGCCAUCGCCACCGCAACGUCAGUCAAAACAAAUCGCUAACUAUGCGGCGGUGCGAAGUAGUGUGCAACGCGCCACACCGCCACGGCAAGCAGACGUGACGAGAAACGACGGUGCGGCAAAUUCGACGCGUCUACCGCAGACACCAAAAUCGCCACGCAUGAUCCAUCGUCUUGUAGCUGGUCACAUACAAAACGCUGAGGGUCGUUCCACCUACCAAGUCUCUGCCGUAACCACAAAUAGCUCGAUUAGUAAUUCGACUACACAAAAGCCAGCCUACAGUCAUUAUGUACGCGGCAAAGCAGGACAAUUGGCCAUGAGCAGUUCUUAUCGUUUAACCAAAGUGAGCACAACUACAGCGUUACCAACGUACACCGCGACAACAACAACAACAACAACUUCGAAACCAUAUAUUUCAAGAAGAGAUCGGGAGGACUUUGCGGUAAGCGACGACGACAAUGACAAUGGCGAUGAUGAGGCGCUACUGGAAGAUGAAGGUGAUUUUGAUAAUUGGGAUAACGGUAUAUUACGUCUUAGUGCAGGGUCGGGUAAAGAGAAUACCGUUAAGUCUAAGAAAAGUAAAGAUGAUUCAAAGAAAACACUUUCGGAUCAAGUGCGAGAUGGUAAAUAUGGCCUAAUCGAAAAGGAGCUAUUUCGUCGACCACCCAAAAGACCCGGUGUACUAAGUUAUUUACCAAACAAGGAGACGCCAAUAGAUAAUGAGCGUACAUUCGGUGGUUUAAAUGAGGAGGAUAUUUGGUUGGCGGAAGAUCAUUUGCUAGUAAUCAAGGGCGGUAGCCUUAACGAGGGCGAACCCGAGGAGCCGUGGCCGCCCAUCGAUGAUUAUGAUGCGCCCGGUCGGCAAAUUAAAUUGCCACCGAAUCCGAAAGUGCCGCCACCAUUUCCCGUCCAGCUCGAGGAGAAUGGCCCGCUACAGUUUAUCGGAAAUAAUAAAUUCACGGUCGUCUAUCCGAUCGCUAACGAAUCGAUAUCAGUUUAUCCCGCCGGCCCGGAAACCAACUACCCAUCGGCCGAAAAUGAUAGUGACAACGAGAAGAAUCUUCUUACCCGGCCGGGAACGGCUCAAGAUGCUGCACAAGGUGAACCGGGUUAUGUCUACCCGGCGCCCUAUCCGCCAUGGCUCUAUCACAACCAAACGUUUGUCAAUCCAUUCUUAACCAAUGCACGUCCAAUAACAUUCCCCAACUUGGGGCCGUUCCCCAUAGCGCGCAAUGGUUCUUCGGAUAGCGCAAAUGGCACGGAUUACUUUGACGAAGAUGAUCCAUCGCUAUAUUAUCCACCAGCGUAUACCUUUGUUUAUAGAAGUAAUUAUACAAAUCCAGUGCCACCCGGUCCCUUAGUGCCAGGUAUUGUGUUACCACCACCGCCUAACCAGUUCAGCCGUUUGGAGAAGACGGAGAAAGUGCACACUGCAGCUCCACCGUCCAGAUACCGCGGUUAUGGCCCUACCUCCACCAGCACGAGCACAACACCCACGACCACAAGUACCACCACUAGCACCACAUCGACUACGACUACUUCUACCACCACUGCAGCACCGCCAUAUCGACCAAAAGUUAUUACGAAAAUACAUCAGUACUCGCCGAAAACGAUUAUUAUUACACCGGAGCCACCACGCGCCAUACAACACAUACCACAUGUGGUGCCACCGAGCAAACUACCUCCUCCUCCUGAGCCAACACCCACAGCAGCGCGCCCUGAAAUUAUCGAAGCCAUUCCAGUUCCAGUGGCAGUUCACAUACCCAUCUUCCCAGGUAACAAAUAUCCUCAAACUCGUCCGAAUGCCAUUCCCUACGAGGCCACAACGCCGCGAAACAGUCAAGAGCCACUAUCAAAAUCUAAUCCCAUCUACUAUGAAUACUUUGAGGCUAAGCGUCAACCGAGCGGUGUCACUACAAAUGUUAUCGAUGACUUCCUCUCCACAACCGAAAAGCCAGUGUUGGCGAAACCAAUCAAAUUGUACCCCACCAGCAAACGACCAUUCAAAUCACAAGCACAGAAUCAACGUAACUACUUGCCACCACAACGUCAAUACUUGCCACAAGAUGUGGUCUACAUCACACCCAAACCAGAGCCCGUACGCUAUAAGCGCCCACCGCCACCUCCUGUACCAGUCGAGGUACCAGUUUACAAACCACGUCCGCUAGAAAACUUCGAGGAGGAGGUGAAUGCGAUACGUGAGACGCUGCGCUAUUAUCAAAACCAACAGCUACGCGAUAAUAGCAUACCACGCACGCCCAAAGCAAAACCGAUUUACGAGUUCAGUUUUGAUGCGUCGAAGAAUUUGGAGCCUGCACAACCAACGGCGAAUGCAGCAGAUUUUCAGCCGCCGGCAGAAUAUGAUGAAGCGCCAUUCAAACCAAUGGUCACAUACAGUCCACCAGUGGACGAUGAGAACUCCUUCCACGCCAUAGAAUUGGAAAAGACACGUCAGACACAGCAGCAACAACAACAGCUAUCCGAGGAAGAGCAGUAUACGCGACAACAGCAACAACAAACACAACAACGUUAUCAAUCGACCACCACACUAGUGCCCAUACAACCCGAUACGCCAUAUCAACAGUCACCGCCCCAGCUCGGUCGUCCAAAGAAAUUACGUUUGGGCGCCAAAUAUCUACAACAAGCACCACUCUUGCCAGAAUAUCGUUCCGCCGAACCGGAGCUGGAACAAUAUGUUGGUAAUAAGAGAACGCACGUAGCAACGCCGUGGGUAUCACUCAAUCAACAGCCGCAGGAGUUGAAUGAUUAUGCGCCACCACAACGCCAACAACAACCAGCGCUGUACCAACGUAUUGAACGGCCACCGGUCGCCUACUCACCCAAGCAACGCGGUUUCCCGGGCUAUUACUAUGGUGGACCAGCGCUGCAUGCUCGUCAAAACAAUCGUUUCUAUGAGGAGCCAUUCCAACAGCGACGCAUAGUCAAUUAUCGCCAACCACCGCCACCGGCGCCACCACAACAACAGCAAGCGCAAACUCUGUGGAGCUUAGAGAAUGAUACUUAUGUGAAUUACGCACCAAAUCGUCCGCCACUCAAUCCAGAUGCUGAAUAUAUUAAUCCCUAUCAACCGGGUUUACCAUUAAACCCAUACCCUGCGCAGCUGCAACGUUACAACGCAGCACAACAACAGCAGCAACAACAGCAAGCGCCGGUGCCACUCUCACAUCAAUCACAAUAUUACGGCCAUGUGCCAUUGCAACAACAACAACAGCAACAACUACCACCGCAGCGUCAAUAUCAACAGCAGCAGCAGCAGCAGCAACAACAACAGCAGCAGCAGCAGCAAAUACCUCUACAUCGUGACAUACUCGUCAACUACCGACAACCUCUACCGCCCAUCAAUCCAGACAGUGAAUAUAUUUCGCAUCCGCAAGUUGUGCGUCCUCACAUCGCCUAUUCGCCCAUAUAUCGUGCCAAUCCCUAUCAGCGGCCACUGCCGCCACAACUGACGGCGACGGGCGAACAGGACGGUCUCUACUAUAUAGCGCCGAAAUAUCGACGAUCCAAUAAUAGCAACAAUGGUAACGGCAGGAGUAGCAGUGACAGCGACAACAACAGCAACAACAACAGCAACAACAACAAUGACAAAGAGGCAGAGAGCGAACGCAGUCAAAGUAAUAGAGCGGACGAAAGCCAGGCGAAAGCCAAUACAAAAACGCAUACAUCAACGUCAAAGCGUGACAGCAAUACCAAUAGUAACGGUAAUACAAAGUAAAGAGUGUGAAAGCAAAGCGACAAAAUACGGUUUGAUUUGGGUUAUAAGUAUACGCAGCCAAUUGAAUGCCAUUAAGUGCACGCACUGAUGGGUGUCUGUGAGUGUGUUUUUGGCUGAGCGGUGGUUUUUGGAGUGUCUGAAUGAUGUAAGCUUACGCGUUUUCGGUUAUUCGCGCUCUCCUUAAGGUACUGACCCAAAGCGCGCGCUUGCUUUGAUUACUCUAAAACUGUUCCAUAGUAAGUUGAUUGCGAAAACCAAAUGCUUCAAGCGUUUUGAAAUAUUUGA